This is a messenger RNA of Castor canadensis (American beaver), 2252 nucleotides long. Lineage: Eukaryota; Metazoa; Chordata; Mammalia; Rodentia; Castoridae. The record is from RefSeq and is a predicted model, not a curated record.
CCCCCAUCAGCCUGAAGCGAAUGUCAGAUUUUCAAGUCAAGGGACACGAGGAGGAUGUCACAGACGGCAGCCCCGGCUCCUCCCACUCUCUGCCGGUCACACAGCUCCUUGUGCAAGAUGCCUCCCCACCGUGGCCGUAGCAGUGUCAUGUCCAUCACCGCGGAGCCGCCUGGAAACGACUCCAUCCUCAGGCGCUGUAAGGAGGACACCCCGCACCGCAGCACAAUCGAAGAGGACAACGACAGCAGUGGUUUUGAGGCCUUAGACCUGGACGAUGACAGCCACGAGCGCUACUCGUUCGGUCCCCCGUCCAUCCACUCCUCAUCCUCCUCACACCAGUCCGAGGGCCUGGACGCCUACGACCUGGAGCAGGUCAACCUCAUGUUCAGGAAAUUCUCUCUAGAAAGACCGUUCCGGCCCUCGGUGACGUCCGGGGGACACAUGCGGGGCCCGGGGUCGUUGGUGCAACACACGACACUGAACGGCGAUGGCCUCGUCAACCAGGUCACCCUGCUGGGAGGCAACGCCCGGGGAAGCUUCGUCCACUCGGUGAAGCCGGGCUCGCUGGCCGAGAAGGCCGGGCUGCACCAGGGCCAGCAGCUGCUGCUGCUGGACGGCUGCAUCAGAGGCGAGCGGCAGAGCGUCCCCUUGGACGCGUGCACCAAGGAGGAGGCCCGCUGGACAAUCCAGAGGUGCAGCGGCCCCGUGACCCUGCACUACAAGGUCAACCACGAAGGGUACCACAAGCUCCUGAAGGACAUGGAGGACGGCCUGGUCACAUCUGGGGACUCAUUCUAUAUCCGGCUGAACCUCAACAUCUCCAGCCAACUGGACGCCUGCUCCUUGUCCCUGAAGUGUGGUGACAUUGUGCAUGUCCGCGACACCAUGUUCCAGGACCGGCACGAGUGGCUGUGUGCGCGGGUCGACCCCUUCACUGACCAGGACCUGGACAUGGGCACCAUCCCCAGCUACAGCCGGGCCCAGCAGCUGCUCCUGGUCAAGCUGCAGCGCUUACUGCACCGCGGCAGCCGGGAGGAGGUGGACGGCGCCCAGCACACCCUAAGGACCCUGCGGAACACCCUACAGCCCGAAGAGCCCCUGCUGCCGGCCGGCGACCCCCGGGUCAGCCCCCGCCUCUCCCGAGCCAGCUUCUUCUUCGGGCAGCUGCUCCAGUUGGUCAGCAGGUCAGAAAACAAGUACAAAAGAAUGAACAGCAAUGAGCGUGUCCGAAUCAUCUCUGGGGGUCCCCUGGGCAGCCUGACGCGGUCCUCGCUGGACGCCGCCAAGCAUGAAGAGUUGGACCCCGAGAGCGAGUUCAGCAAGAACCUGAGCCUGGCGCCCUACAGCCUGGUGCGCGCCGUGCACUGCGAGCGCCGGCGGCCCGUGGUCUUCACGCCCACCGCGCUGGCCAAGGCGCUGGUGCAGCGGCUGCUCAACUCGGGGGGCGCCCUGGAGUUCACCAUCUGCAAGUCAGAUAUUGUCACCAGGGAGGAGUUCCUCAAGAAGCAGAAAACAGAAACCAUCAUCCACUCCCGGGAGAAGAACCCAAACACCUUUGAGUGCAUUGUCCCUGCCAACAUCGAGGCUGUGGCCGCCAAGAACAAGCACUGCCUGCUGGAGGCCGGGCCGGGCUGCGUGCGGGACCUGAUCCAGUGCGGGGUGUUCCCCAUCGUGCUGCUCAUCCGCGUGUCCGAGAGGAACGUCAAGCGCUUCAGGAAGCUGCUGCCCCGGCCCGAGUCAGAGGACGAGUUCCUGCGCGCGUGCCGGGCGAAGGAGAAGGAGCUGGAGGCCCUGCCCUGCCUCUACGCCGCGGUGGAGGCCGACAUGUGGGGCAGCCUGGAGGAGCUGGUGCGCGUCCUCAAGGACAAGAUCGGGGAGGAGCAGCGGAAGACCGUGUGGGUGGACGAGGCCCAGCUGUGAGCCCGACGGUCGCCAGGCACCCCUGCCGGCCGGGGCCGCGACACCCCACGGACAGACGCGCCCGGGGAGGCGCGGGGCAGGGCUGUAAUCCCAGCCGCGUGGCCCGGCCCCGCUGGCGUCAGCAGAGAGGACAGAGGACACACAGACACACGGACCCCGAGGCCCAGGCCGGCCUCUCUCAAGCCCGGACAGCUGUUGAAUGUAACACAGGGGCGGGCAGGGGGUCUCUGAGAGCGGGGACCUGAUGUCCACCCCUGGUGGGGACAACACUGUAAGUCCAUUCCCAGGCAGGACAGGCCUGGGGAGCUCCGGUUUCUCUCGAAUUAAAAUUU